Molecule: messenger RNA, 1588 nt
Organism: Anoplophora glabripennis (Asian longhorned beetle)
Lineage: Eukaryota; Metazoa; Arthropoda; Insecta; Coleoptera; Cerambycidae
Product: histone acetyltransferase Tip60
Exons: 7
Coding region: 78-1556 (492 amino acids)
Biological process (GO): regulation of DNA-templated transcription
Molecular function (GO): histone acetyltransferase activity
Source: RefSeq, a predicted model, not a curated record
UUUAUUUUUGUUUGACAGAUUUAAGGCAUUUGGAACCAAUACUUUAUUUUCAAAUUGUGUUAAAAAUACUGUAACUCAUGAAAGUCGAAAUGGAAGAUAUUGAUGACAGCACAAUAUGCGAUUCUGUGUCCUCAUUAGUAGAAGGAUGUAGACUACCAGUUCAUAUGACAGGGACUAAUGAUUGGCCUUUGGCGGAGAUUAUCAGUAUAAAGGAUGUACAGGGAUCUAAAUGUUACUAUGUGCAUUAUGUUGAUUUUAAUAAACGAUUAGAUGAAUGGGUAACAGAGGAGUCGCUAGAUACACGAAAAGUACAUUUUCCGAGAAAAGAUGGUGGAAGUAACACAGGUGUUUCAACCCCUAAGAAAAUCCAAAUUGGUAGUGGGGGUGGUGGAGGUGGUGCUGGAGGAACAGGUGGAGGAGGAGGAGGAGGUGGCGGUGGAGGGGGUGGUGGAGGAGGGAGUGGAGGAGGUGGAGGCGGCGGAGGUGUAAUAUCAAGACCUCCAAGCCCUGUAAAUAAUGCUGAAUUAUUGAAUGGCAAUGCAGUAUUAGCAGCUGCUUUACAAAAACGUAUUAACAGGAAACGAAAAGGACCUUCAUUAGAAAAUGAAGACUCGUUGGAUGGACCUGCAGCUAUAGCUGCAGGUCCGAGACAGUCCGGUAGUAUGGUUUCACAUCAUGAUGAUAUUAUUACUCGCAUGAAGAAUAUAGAAUUAAUAGAACUUGGCAAACACAGGAUAAAGCCGUGGUAUUUUGCACCUUAUCCACAGGAAAUGGUGAAUUUAGACUGUAUUUACAUAUGUGAAUUUUGUUUAAAAUAUAGAAAAAGUCGAAAAUGUUUAGAACGACAUCUAGUGAAAUGUAAUUUGAGACAUCCGCCUGGCAACGAAAUUUAUAGAAAAGACAAUAUUUCCUUCUUUGAAAUAGAUGGGAGGAAAAAUAAAGUUUAUGCUCAAAACCUUUGCCUUUUGGCUAAAUUAUUCUUGGAUCAUAAAACUUUGUAUUAUGAUACAGAUCCGUUUCUUUUUUACGUAAUGACAGUAUUUAAUAAUAGAGGAUUUCAUAUAGUAGGGUAUUUCUCGAAAGAAAAGGAGUCCACUGAAGAUUAUAAUGUGGCAUGUAUUUUAACAAUGCCCCCUUAUCAAAGGAAAGGUUAUGGAAAGUUACUAAUCGAAUUUAGUUAUGAAUUAUCGAAAUUUGAAGGAAAGACUGGUUCCCCUGAAAAGCCAUUAUCUGAUUUAGGAUUACUAUCUUAUAGAAGCUAUUGGGCGCAAACUAUAUUAGAAAUAUUACUUUCUAUGAAACCUGUAGGUGAAAACGAAAAGCCCCAGAUUACUAUUAAUGAAAUUUGUGAGCUUACUAGUAUAAAAAAGGAAGAUGUGAUAUCCACUUUACAAAAUUUGAAUUUAAUAAAUUACUACAAGGGACAGUACAUAAUAACACUAAGUAAGGAGAUCAUUCAGAGUCACCACAAAGCGAUGGAAAGUCGGAAGAUCAGGAUAGACCCCAAAUGCUUGCACUGGACACCAAAAGAUUGGGGGAAAAGAGCAAAAUGGUAAAUAUGUGACAAAUAAAUUUUGUUAAAAGUAAA